AUGGGUCAAAGUAAUCUAUUGGAAUGCCAAAAGGAGAGAUUAUCAACAGAUUUGAAAUAUAUUUUGAUUUGGAAACCAGCGCGUGCAUCGAAAAAGAAAGUCCCAUUUCUAAAACACACAGAACUACCUGAUGGACAAAGAGUAUUUAUCAGACAGAAAUGCAAUUAUAUAAAUUGUUACAUUACCCACGAUAAAGAUAUUUUAAAAGGUAACAACCAGCGUUUAGACGCAGUAGUUUUCAAUGUACGUGAUAUAGUUAAAUCUCAACCAAAGAAUAUAGAUUUGCAAAGAUCACCAGAACAGAAAUACGUAUUCCAUUCUUUGGACUCUUCAGAAAAGUAUCCAGUUUGUGAUUCGUUUUUUGACAAUUUCUUCAAUUGGACCUGGACUUAUAAACUCGACUCUGAUAUCCCACAACCUUUGAUGAAUAUAUACAAUGACAAAAAAGAAUGGAUUGGACCAAAAUUUAAUAUGUCGUGGCUACCAAAGAUGAUUAGACGUGACCAAUUUAACAAGAAAUCGUUUAGUAAAACCAAAGCGGUAGCAUGGUUGAUACCACGAUGUAAAACUAAAGCGAAGUAUCAAGAUUUUAUUUCUGAAUUUAGACGUGAAUUAAAAACGUAUAACUAUACAUUAGACACAUACGGUCCAUGUGGGAGUAAAAAGUGUCCAAAUGGAAGUAUUCCAAAAUGCUUAGGAUUGAUUGAAAAGAAAUACUUUUUCCAAUUAGUCCUGGAAGACACGUUCGCUGAAGAUUAUGUUUCGGAGAGAAUGGUUCAAGCUUUGUCAUAUAUCGUUGUACCAAUUGUAUUAGGAAUGUCCGAUUACACAAACUUUCUACCUCCCGGAUCGUUCGUUAACGCACAAUCUUUCGACAUAAAAAAGCUUGGAUCUAUCGUCGACUACCUAAUUCAUAAUCCCAGCACAUAUUACUAUUUUUUCGAUUGGAAAAAUCAUUAUUAUUACACAUCGCGUCCUAGAUCUCAAAUCUGUGAGUUGUGUACUAAAUUAAAUGAGAAUUUUACCACUAGCUCUCCGAGUAUGUAUAGAAAAUUUCGAAAAUGGUGGAACCCUGACUUCAGAGACUCCUGCCAAGAGAUGAGCGUGAACAACAUAUUGUUUAAAAAUGAUUAA
Molecule: messenger RNA, 1134 nt
Organism: Bicyclus anynana (squinting bush brown)
Lineage: Eukaryota; Metazoa; Arthropoda; Insecta; Lepidoptera; Nymphalidae
Product: alpha-(1,3)-fucosyltransferase C-like
Exons: 2
Coding region: 1-1134 (377 amino acids)
Cellular component (GO): membrane
Molecular function (GO): alpha-(1->3)-fucosyltransferase activity
Source: RefSeq, a predicted model, not a curated record